CAGUUCUAUUCAAAAUUUGUGACGACGAAGUGAAAAUGUUGAAUCUGCACUGUUUUGUAUUUCUUGUGGCAGUUGCCUCGAUUUUCAACUAUGUGUCAACUUGUACACUUUCGGUUCAAAGAAUCUCGCCAUUAUUCACGCAAACAUUUGGAUCCAGGACCAUAGCAUUCAAAGCGCGUGAAAAUACUGUGUAUUUUGAAGAUUCAGUUAAAGCAUAUUGUAGUGAUGGAGAAUUGAAAAUUGAAAGCCAAAGAAACGAUUACAACCACUGGGAUAAUAGUUUACAAUCUGAAAUAUAUCAAAAUACAGUUGAGUUCGAUUGCUUUAACAAAAAGAUUAAAAUUAAUAAUGUUUUUCAUACGAACGUAAGAGUAUCAUGCUUAAACGAAAUAAAACUCAAACUUUAUGAGAGCACCACAGUUCUACCAAAAUGUGAUGGGUUCAAUAAUUACGCAAUCGGUUUUAACCAUGUUGAUGUGGGCGAGGUGAUCAAGGCUGGCAUCUGUUACGAUCUGGACGCACUAUCGCUGAAAUUCGCCAUGUAUGUCGUCUCUCCGAAGAAUGUCUUAAUAUCCAAAAAGAACCAUAACUCCGGAGUGUUGUCUGUAAGCCUCGAUUUCGACUUGAAAACCAACGAUUUAAACAAUUUCUUUGAUCUUAUAAACAUAUCAUUUUUUACUAUUUGUAGAAAGGACUCAUUGGAUAGCGCUUUGGCAAACCAAUUUCAAGUCGACAACUUAAUACAGGACAAAUCGCUAAUGAUAGAACUCCAACAUUGGGACACAUUUAAUACCAUAUGGUGGCGUCAAUUACGCGAGGAGAAUUGGCGCUACUUCCUCGAAGCGCUUGGCCAACGAACGAAAUCUGCCCAAAGAUCGUAUGUAGUUAGUGUGGGCACUUAUGGCAACAUCACCAUGCCAUCGGCUACGAUUAAUUGCACUUCAUCAAAAACGAAUUUACUAACCGUCAAAACUAGUGACACAGAGGUUUUGGUACCGGCAUAUAUGUGGGCCUACGUGAAAUCCCUAGCCGUCGAUGAUGUGGAAGAGUUUGUUGUUAUCGGACAUAAUUCACCUUAUGCUGAAGACCCCGAGCAUAAUCCAUUCUGCGCUGUUGAUAUGUGCGACGAAAUUGAGUGGUUGAACGAAAGCAAAUUCGGCUACUUGCGACGCCUACCAACGCUUGGUUACACUUUCUGCUGCCCCCCAGACGAGGUCGCCAAUAUUAUCGAUUAUAUUCCCUUACAUGUUACGGCUGAAGGUGAAACUACAGUGAAGAAUACAGAAGGAUAUUAUGAUGUUAUUUGAGCGAACACAAAUAAUUAAAACUAAUAACUAAAAAAUAUACUCAUUUUACUAAAAUAAAUAGAAUUUCAUUCCAAUACUCGUUACGUUUGUAUACA
Messenger RNA from Bactrocera tryoni, 1402 nucleotides. RefSeq lists its product as uncharacterized. The coding region runs from base 36 to 1307 and encodes 423 amino acids. The record is from RefSeq and is a predicted model, not a curated record. Lineage: Eukaryota; Metazoa; Arthropoda; Insecta; Diptera; Tephritidae. The transcript is spliced from 5 exons.